Messenger RNA from Osmerus eperlanus (European smelt), 4304 nucleotides. RefSeq names its product kelch repeat and BTB domain-containing protein 11. The coding region runs from base 544 to 2625 and encodes 693 amino acids. Lineage: Eukaryota; Metazoa; Chordata; Actinopteri; Osmeriformes; Osmeridae. Gene Ontology annotation, molecular function: protein binding. The transcript has 2 exons. The record is from RefSeq and is a predicted model, not a curated record.
AGGGAAAUAGAGCAUUGAUGUGCGUUCCACGUCGCGCCGAGGACCUGCUGAGGGAAAUUACUUGGCGACGUUAGUCGUGGAUAAUCCUACUGAAUAAGGACUUUGACCCGAAACAACUGUGAGCCUUUUGCUUUAGACGAGACGUCGAUCUAACAUUGUUUAUAAUGACAGAAUAAUAAUUCAAUUGAAAAAUGAAGAUACACAAAUUUGCAGAAAACGGGCAAGAUAGUGGUCUUGGACUGAAAUUAACGAGUGAACGGGGCAGACUACGUUAAUUGGAAUCUUUACCGAAAUAUUGAAGAAACCACCAUCUGUCUCGAAUUUGGUUGUUGCUUCUGCAUCCUCGAGGUUGCGACUAGCUUACAUAAGAGUGCUUUGUGUAGGACCAAGAGGGGCUGUUGAAUCGAAGCACAAGACAACGUAAUGUAAUGAACGGAAGCCCUGGGACUCAAUCUGUAGACACAUUGGUGACUCUGAAGACUGGUUUUGGAAUCCUCCUUACCAUGACCCACCUGGAUCUGGCCUCAAGCUCGCUGUGUUAAGAUGAAUGAAGCCCAGAGACGGGGAGCACGAGGGGGGACGUUCACCGUGAAAGCAGACGUCAUCCUCCAUGCUGGGAACUCUGACCUGGCCUCUCCCACCGAGGAGGGGGGAGGGCUGUGUCCUUUAGCCCUGAGGCAGGAGGGGAGCUCCCACACCUCAGACCUGGGGUGCCUAAAGGACGACCAGGCCCCGAUGACCUUUGACAAGGAGUAUCUCUUGGACAGGGGGGGAAACCAUAAUGAGCUUCAGCCAACUGACACUUCAUACAUCUCAAACACCGACCAGUUUCACAUCUCAAAUUAUCAUCCUAAGCAGGUGCCUCUGUCAAGCCCAGAUCUGAACGGUUCUCACGGCAGAAAUGGCAUCAGUGAUGGUAUGAAUGGAGCCCAGGCCAAAGUGCCCUGCUGUGUAGACUCCUCUACAUGUGUUGAGAGCCGGGCCGACCAGGAAGUGGACGGCCCCCUGUUGUCCUUCAACCAUGGGAAGAAUCAGUGUCAGAAAAGUAACGUCACCACCCCCUCUGAGCACGGGACUGUUGCGCCUGACACUCAUUGUAUGGGCCGGCAGCCAACCACGCUAGAGCUAGGUCUCUCCUCCAGUCCUGGCUCUCACACAGCUGAGCCCACACAAUAUGGCCAUUCAGCACGCAGGGACAGCGGUCACAACGGAAACGCGGCAUCUAAAAAGGAGCCCGAUUUAGUGAUUGAGGUCGGCGGACAGAAAAUCAGUGUGCACAAGUCCGUGUUGGCGGAGAAGAGCGACUACUUCAGGGCGAGGCUGUCUCGGGACAUCCUGAAAGUGAAAGGCGUGAACUACAAGACCUUGUCGAUUUUGAUAGACUACAUCUACACUUCCCAGAUGAGUGUGCAAAAGGACAAUGUGGUCGACGUCAUCACCGGGGCUAAGAUCCUGCAGGUCCCCUGUGCCGUCCAGGCUGCCAUGGACUCCAUGUCGGAGCAGAUCACGCCAGAGAACUGCUACGAGGUCCUGACCAUCGCCAAAAAGCAGCGCCUCAGUGAACUGAAGGAAACCGCCUACCGUUUCAUGAGUGACAACUUCCUGCAGGUUCUCCGGGACCCUGCGGUUUACGGGCGCCUGAACGGCUCAGAGCGAGACCUGAUCCUGAAGAAGAGAAUGGAAGGGAAGAAGUCCUUGAUGGUGGCAGAGAUCAAUGACGUGUUUGACCGUGUGGGCAGCAGACCGCCCAGUCGCAACAACAGCCGACCGCAAAGUCCCCUGUCGGUGGCCUCUUUCGAGGACAAUCACAUGAUCUACUACUUUAACGAGACAGCAAACGACUGGAGACCGCUGACUGUGAUGCCCGAGGACAUCAACACGAAAGGCUGUGGGAUCUGCACCAUGUACAAUUACCUGUUUGUGGCUGGGGGGAUAAAGGGCUAUGGGGACAAGGGAAAGGUCUCAGACAAGGUCUUCUGUUACAACCCCGUCACCAACCGCUGGAGUGAGAUUCGACCGUUGAACCAGGCGAGGUCACAGCUUAAGCUGGUGUCCAUGGAUGGGAACCUGUACGCCAUCGGAGGGGAGUGUCUGUUCACGGUGGAGAAGUACGACCCCCGUAUGGACCGUUGGACCGCGGUGGCCCCCUUACCUAAAGGGGCGUUCGCAGUUGCGCACGAGGCCACCACCUGCAACGGAGAGCUGUACGUCUCCGGGGGCUCGCUCUUCUACCGUCUGCUCCGAUACGACAUCAAGAGGGACGAGUGGCAGGAGUGCCCCUACAACAACAGCAGGAAGAAGUCUUCCGACAUGGUGGCCCUCAAGAGCUUCAUUUACAGGUUCGACGUCAACCGGGAACAGGGGAUAAAUGUGUUCAAGUACAACACCAUAGUGAAGAUGUGGCACGACUGCGCGUCACAGCGACAGGGAAGUCCUCUGCCGUUCAGGUGUGCCGUCAUCGGAAACUGCAUCUAUUGUGUGAACAAGACACAGACGCUCCAGUUCAUAGUGGAGGAGGAGAAUGCCUACUUUGUGGAGGAACCACUGAGAGCCCCUCUGGAGGCAAAAGGAAUACUGUUUCCUUUUAUACUCAGUUUACCAGAGAAGCCAGAGAGGAUUGUGUAAUGUCAUGCUACUAUCGAUAAGACAACAUAGCCGAAAUGGAAUAGAUAAACACUUAUCGAUGUCAGCUUUACUUUUCUUGUGUCCAGUUUACAUGCUCGAAAUGGAAUGUGUUCAUUUGCAUGGCGAGUUAACGUGUCUCCGGGAUAAGCCUUAAGAAGGAAAACUUUCUAAAUGUUGAAUGAAUGCUACAAGAUAUGCAUCCAACUGUAUAUAGAGAUGAGACAAUAGUCCAUUUUGUGCAUACCUCUAUGUGGAUUUUUGUUUGGUGCACUUUCGUAACUGCAGGUAGAAUAGGUUUUGUUUUAAUCGUAUUAGUUGGCUGGUGGCUUUGGCCAAGCAUCUUAUGUGGAAAAUGGUUGCAUUGAGAAUAAGGGAACAGUUUAAGUAUGUCUGGACAUGGCUGCUCCAUAUAUGCCCUAUGCAAACAAGCACUUCAGUGACAUCAUUUAUUAGCACAAUGCCUGCCACAACAUACAACAUUAUGGUCUAUAAGGAUGUUCUGAAAAACCUGAUAUUCUGACUGCAUUUAAGAGAGCAAUGUAAACCUACGCCAUUCAGUUACAAGAUGCAAAUAACCUAGAUCCAUACAAUACAGGUCUUUAGAAACUGUCUACGAGCACAAUUCACAUGUGAAUAAAACUACAGAAUACCUACUUUAUCAAAACCAAUGACAACAUUUACCAAUAAGUGUGAAAGGACAAAUAUAUAUUUAAUACAAUCGGUUAUAUGGGCUUGAUUGAUUGGCUGUUUGGUGCCUAUGUUUACAGAGUUUAUUAAAGGGAUUUGUAAGAGGUGGAGUACUUUCUCUGAGGGAUUGGAUCCCUUUGUCAUGUUUGCCAAAGACAUAUGUUAUAGUUAUCAAUCCUUAACAUAUGGUAUGUGGAAAGAAAGUGAUAAAACACUCACCAUAACUUGUUCAUCUUAUAGCAAAAGCUUCAGCUUUCGGAACAACUUUUGUGACUUCAGGGCAUCUCAUUUGCUGCAAAUUUUAUUUUAAAGUCACUUUUAUGGUUAAAGUCAUGUUAAUAUCUCUUCUGUCAAAUUCAUUUAUUAGAAGCCACAGAGCCCAGAUUUAGCGUAAUAAUUACGGUACCAUUAAUAAAAAACACUGUUGAAUAAUUUGAACUGCAAAACCAAGUUUGAAGAAUUUGGUAGAUUAAGCUGUUUUCCGAGAUAAGAGUUUGCUGCCUUGGCGUGAUGCACUUACGGCAUCCAUUAUUCACAGUAGCAAGCAGAAUUUCUCUAGCACAACAUAGCUCAAACACAGCUUAUGCACCAUUAUGCCAAAUCCUUCUCAAACCACGCACUUGUAGUAUUGAAUAAGGCCACUACAACUCUUCAAUCUUCUGCAUUUUUUGUUCAACUUUUUGCUUUUGCAAUAGCACAUCCAUUGGGAUUUUUGUUAAGUUAUGGGAGUUAUAUACAGUAGUUUGCUCUGUUAUCUGAAAUAGGUGGGCCUGCCUGCUCUGACCAAGUGGAUGUCACUUGACAUUAGUUGGACUGUUUGCUCUCUGAUGUCAGUGUAUUGUGAAGUUCUAAUGGCUUGGUAUUGUUUAUCUAAUGACUUGGACCUGGUAUUGUGAUGAAUGGCUUGAAGACACAAUAUAUUUAGCUGGUUGACGGCUUUCUUACCAUAAAUGGCUAACAAACUAACUGUUGAAUAAUGUAUUACAGUCAAA